AACCUUUGUCCUUGAUCCAGGUCAAGGGCGCUCGGUCCCUUUCUUGGCCUUUCUUGGGGAGAACGGGCGCGCUCGUCCAAGUCCAAACUGGCCUUGAAGAUCACUACUUGACGAGGGCCCGCUGUGAAAGGAGGUUCUCAAGGCCAAGGUUAACAGAAAAUGUUUGGAACGACAUCCAAGAUCUCACGCUUAGUUGGAAGUGACUCAUGAAAGUGGCAACAACCAAGACCAAUCAUGUUUGGAACAUCCUCUUCCUCCUCCUCCUCCUCCUCUUCUUCGACUUAUUUAAUUUUGACGUUUUACGGAAAGGACUUUCUGAUUUUGAAUACCAACGCCACCGGCAGAUCGAAGAAUGAGGUGGUGAAGCUCAUAUCCACCUACCUGCCUUCCUUGGUCCAGAGUCAUGCUGUGGGCGUUCCCCAGGAACUGGCCGUGGUGUUUCACGGUCGAGCCAACCCUUUUGGCACCCGAGCUUCAUCCCAACAACGACAAGUGGUCUGUGUUCAAUUGUGCUUGUUGCUCGAGGCUCUCCAAAAAGUGGGAUGGAGCUGCUUUGGUGACAGCAAUCUGGACUCGCCCAAACGUCGAGGGAGUAUCAUCAUGAGAUUGGACCACUCAACCCCUGUGAAUAUCUGCUGCGCCUCAGUGUUGCCGAACCGAUACCUUCAAUUGAGCCUUCCACAAGAUAUUGAAGCCCGGGUGAUCAAAUCGCUGCAAUCUCGGGUCAAACCAGGGGCCCUGACUUUGGAACCCAUUUCUUGGCAAGAGGGUCGCAAAGUCUUCAAAACUUGUUCAGACUCUCAAAUUGCCAUGGUAGCUCAAAUUUUCCGCAUCCUGGGUUAUAGUAUUAAAAGCGACAAUUACAAACGAUCAAUUGGCUUGGUCAUCGAGUUGAUCAAAGCCCUGAACGAUUAUGGAUAUGAGUUGAUCACGUGCGUGAGCGUUUUCGGGGACCAACAAGAUGUUAUGUUUUUUCGGAAGACCAAUCUCAGCUGCAGGUUGCCUCUUAGCGAAUAUUGGGGCUUAACGCUGAAGAAUCCCAAGCAAACCAUCUUGGUCAACGCCCCGGCCAAUGUGAGACAGAUCUUACUCCAAGAAGUCCAAGCUGAAUCGUUGUGGAACAUCAAAUGCCAUGACUUCUGGGCCCGACGAGAUGGAUCUGUCGGGAAAGUGGCCUUUUCCAGGCUUCUCAGGCGGCUGUCUCUGGAGAAUUGGCGGGUUUGCGCCGUGUACGAUGGAUUGAGUGACAAUUCGUUCUUCCUGUUUAAAGAGUUCAGACCAACUUACCCCAACCCCACCUUGGCCUUUCCCAAAAUUCUCACCGUUUCUUGUGUGAGUGCCAAAAAACUCAAGAUAGACCAUUCCAGUCACACGGGUAUCCCUCGGGUUCGAGUCAAUCCCGAAAGCAUUCACCCGGAGGAGCCGAGCGAGUUUUUGGAUUGUAUCAAAACCCUCCAGAACUCGAGAAUUGUGACUCAAAGGAGAUGGAGUGAUAUGUGCACCAUGGUAUUCAAUCCCAAGCAGUUUUCCUACAACAGUGUUGCCAAUGUGGUGGGACAAUUGUCAAUAUACCUGUUUCUCCUCCUGGAAAUGGAAUCCAUAGGCUAUCGACUCUACUGUACGGGAAACAUUUCUGGACAGUACUUGGAUCCCAACAAGGAAACGGAUGUUGCCAGCCCUCAUUCUUGGUUUUUCAUCAAAGCCCCACCAGAGCAUGGGAUAGAUCCGCCAGCCUUCAGUGAGGAAGGUCUACCUACUUAUGAACAGGCAAUGGAGCAAUGGGAUUUGGAACAUGGUCAAUGUAAUUGA
Molecule: messenger RNA, 1809 nt
Organism: Tigriopus californicus
Lineage: Eukaryota; Metazoa; Arthropoda; Copepoda; Harpacticoida; Harpacticidae
Exons: 6
Coding region: 235-1809 (524 amino acids)
Source: RefSeq, a predicted model, not a curated record